AUGGCUGACGCUCCCGUUACCCUGCGGACUCGCAAGUUCAUCCGCAACCCGCUCUUGAGCAGAAAGCAGAUGGUUGUUGACAUCCUUCAUCCUAACCGCGCAAACAUCUCUAAGGAUGACCUGCGGACGAAACUCGGAGAACUCUACAAAGCCAACAAGGACCAAAUAUCAGUAUUUGGACUCCGCACCCACUAUGGUGGUGGAAAGACCACCGGCUUUGCUCUUGUUUAUGACUCUACUGAGGCCUUGAAGAAGUUCGAGCCCCGUUACAGACUCGUUCGCUAUGGCACUGUCGACAAGAUUGAGCGACCAAGCAGAAAACAACGCAAGAGCAGCAAGAUCAGAGCUAAGAAGCUCCGAGGAACGGCUAAGGUUAAGGGUGUCAAGAAGGCCAAGAAAUAA
Molecule: messenger RNA, 402 nt
Organism: Trichophyton rubrum CBS 118892
Lineage: Eukaryota; Fungi; Ascomycota; Eurotiomycetes; Onygenales; Arthrodermataceae
Product: 40S ribosomal protein S24
Exons: 3
Coding region: 1-402 (133 amino acids)
Biological process (GO): translation
Cellular component (GO): ribosome
Molecular function (GO): structural constituent of ribosome
Source: RefSeq, a predicted model, not a curated record